Molecule: messenger RNA, 141 nt
Organism: Paraglomus occultum
Lineage: Eukaryota; Fungi; Glomeromycota; Glomeromycetes; Paraglomerales; Paraglomeraceae
Source: the annotation of a GenBank genome assembly
AACCAAAUUUGGGACUGCAGUCUUAUGAUUAUAAGAGAAUCAGUUUGGUCCAGUCCUAGUAGUCCAGGAUUUAGGACCGGAUGGACUGGACUGUUUAACAUCCCUGUCAAAAAUGUGCUACGUAACACAUUUUUGGAAUGA